Choloepus didactylus (southern two-toed sloth) is the source of this 1429-nucleotide messenger RNA. RefSeq names its product mediator complex subunit 27 (gene MED27). Gene Ontology annotation, biological process: regulation of transcription by RNA polymerase II. Gene Ontology annotation, molecular function: transcription coactivator activity. Lineage: Eukaryota; Metazoa; Chordata; Mammalia; Pilosa; Megalonychidae. The transcript has 8 exons. The coding region runs from base 39 to 974 and encodes 311 amino acids. Gene Ontology annotation, cellular component: mediator complex. The record is from RefSeq and is a predicted model, not a curated record.
GGAGCUAGCUUUGGAGAGCUCGCUGUGGCGGCGGCAACAUGGCGGAUGUGCUAAGUGUCGGAGUGAAUCUGGAGGCCUUUUCCCAGGCCAUCAGUGCCAUUCAGGCGUUGCGCUCCAGCGUAAGCAGGGUGUUCGACUGCCUGAAGGAUGGCAUGCGGAACAAGGAGACGCUGGAGGGCCGGGAGAAGGCCUUCAUUGCGCACUUCCAGGACAACUUGCAUUCAGUCAACCGGGACCUCAAUGAGCUGGAACGUCUGAGCAAUUUGGUAGGCAAGCCAUCUGAGAACCAUCCUCUCCAUAACAGUGGGCUGUUAAGUCUAGAUCCUGUGCAAGACAAAACUCCUCUCUAUAGUCAGCUCCUUCAAGCAUAUAAGUGGUCAAACAAGUUGCAGUACCAUGCAGGUCUAGCAUCUGGCCUUUUGAAUCAGCAGUCACUGAAACGUUCUGCUAACCAAAUGGGAGUGUCUGCUAAACGUAGACCAAAGGCUCAACCCACGACUCUUGUUUUACCACCUCAAUAUGUUGAUGAUGUGAUUAGCCGCAUUGACAGGAUGUUUCCUGAAAUGUCAAUCCACUUAUCCAGACCCAAUGGAACUUCAGCAAUGCUACUGGUGACCUUGGGGAAAGUGUUGAAAGUGAUUGUUGUCAUGCGGAGCCUAUUUAUUGAUCGAACAAUAGUAAAGGGGUAUAAUGAAAAUGUCUACACAGAAGACGGCAAGCUUGAUAUAUGGUCCAAAUCUAACUAUCAAGUGUUCCAGAAGGUGACAGACCAUGCCACUACCGCGCUGCUCCACUAUCAGCUGCCCCAGAUGCCAGAUGUCGUGGUCAGAUCCUUCAUGACCUGGUUAAGAAGCUACAUAAAGCUGUUCCAGGCCCCAUGCCAGCGCUGCGGGAAGUUUCUGCAAGAUGGCCUUCCCCCCACAUGGAGAGAUUUCCGAACCCUCGAAGCCUUCCAUGACACCUGCCGGCAGUAACCCCCACCCCCACCCCCAGACCCAUUUGUGGCCCCAGGCUGGCAUGCAUACCCCCUUGGAAAACCUUCCCAGACAAGCCCUAACUCGUAUUGAUGGCUCAAACAGUUCUUCACUACUUAAAUAUCAAUAUAGCCAUUCUCUUCCUUUCAUAAGCUAUCGUAUAGUAAAUGAAAGCUGAGCCUCUUAAAAAACAGAUUCCAUCUCUGUAGUUGAUGGGACUAAUUAUAUAUUUUAGCCGGCUUAUAGACGUCGAAGUAGACCUUUUUAGAACAUAAUGUAAGAAAGUUAUGCAGUAUGUUCUUUUUGUAUGUUAUUGAUACUGGUGAGUCAGUUUUUCUGGAUCCAUGUUUUAAGUCAUUUUCAUGAGCUGUUAUCAUUUGAAUAAGCACUUGUGUUCAUAUGUAUUUUCAUGCUAGGUAACUUAUUUUUGUAAGCAAUAAACCUUUUGUACCCAG